AUGGGGCAGAGCCUGCCAAAGGCAGUCACCUCCAUAGUUUUGGAAGAAGAUGCUGGACCUUUGUUCCGCCUUGGCUCUGCAGAGAUGAAUGGGCAUCGGCCCGCAAUGGAGGAUGCACAUGUGGCACUGAUGCGCGACACAUGGGGUUUUUUUGGUGUCUUUGAUGGUCAUGGUGGCCAGCAAUGCUCCACAUUCGUGGCAAGAAGAUUGACGGAGGAACUAUCAAAGAUGGAUCUCCCCGACAAUGAUGCGGUCAAGUCACUGAUGCUGAGAAUAGACACAGAGUUCCUUGAUACCAAGCAGCCAAGCGGAAGCACCGGCACUUUUGCCUUAGCAAUACCUUCCACAGAUGGCAAGACUGUUGAGCUGAGGAAGGUUCUACCUUUGCCUCGCAUUGCCUCCCGUGUCUUAAAGGCGAACAUGGAUCCAGUGCUCGUCACUGGAGCCUCUGGGCGGCUGGGUAGCCAGAUAGUUCGAAAACUGGUGGAUGCAGGCCGCACAGUCGUCGCAACUGAUCGAGUUGACCCACAGGCAUCAAUUUGGGGGCCAUCAUCAAGCAGCGUUGAGUUUGUGAAGGCAGAUCUAUGCGAUUCAGAUGCUAUGUACAAACUGGCGGCAAAGGCAAAGAGCGUGAUUCAUGUUGGGGCCAUUCCAGGCCCUUCACAGCAUCCACCUCCAAGAGUUCCACCAGAGCUUGCCAGAAAUUCGCCUAUUGGCUUGGAGUCUGUUAAGGGCAUUGAGUUGAUGAAUCAAAAUCUCACAGGGACGGCUAUACUUUUUGAAGCUGCAGCUUCCAAUGGCCACAGUCGGGUGGUAUUUUCUUCCUCAUUGUUUGCCAUGGGCUACUCUCAUGACCCAAGUGCCUUUAGGCCGAGAUACCUGCCAUUGGAUGAAGAGCAUGGAGCCUAUCCACUGGAACACUACGGGUUAAGCAAAGUGUUUGGUGAAGAGUUUGCAGCUAUGUUGACGCGAGCUCCUGGUGAUGCCUCUUUGGAUCCUCCAUCGAAGCGACCUCGUUCUGAAGCUUUGUCAUUUGUAUCAUUGCGAUUUUCAAACAUCAUCAAGGAAGAGAAAUGGAACGAGUUGCCUCUUUCUUGGAAGUCGAGGCCUCUAAAAGUCACGCCAUUGAUGUGGGCCUAUUGCCACGAGCACGAUGUUGUUGAUGCACACCUCAAGGCCUUGAUGCUACCAGCAGAGGCGUUGGCCUCCAGGUGCGAAUCUUUCAUUAUCGUCGCAGACGAUACACGAUAUGACUUGCCGACUGCUCAAAUGGUUUUCGAGCACUUUGGCGAUAGGAGGCCUUUCUCAUCAAAGCUGGACGGCUUCGCUUCACUUGUGAGCAACAAGAAAGCCAAGCGAGUGCUGGGAAUGUCAUUCCGCUCCUUUCGCACGCCAUGCGCAUCUCAGCCUUUGUCCCAGGAUGGCAGUACUUCUCAGGCAUCCGUGUUCCACGCGCCUGCUGACUUUAUUCUGAAAUCGGGCAUCCCUGGAGGUGGAUUGAAGUUGGUGUACCAGAUGUACGGAGCAUUGAACACGGAGAAGACAAAUUGCAUACUGCAUCCCACUUCUUUUGAUGCCACCCACCCAGAACUUGAGUUCAAUGUCGGACCUGGAAAGACCUUAGAUACCAACCGCUAUUGUGUUUUGAUUGUGAAUCUUUUGGGGAACGGCCUGUCUACGUCUCCAUCUGGAAAUGCCGAUCGGAGCAAUGUCCAGGAAUACCCGGCAUGCGGCACAAGUGUUUGCGACAAUGUCCGGCUUCAGGCUGUGUUGCUGGACUCCCUCGGAAUACAAGAGCUUGCGUGCAUCUACGGGUACUCAAUGGGAGCGAUGCAAGCUUUGCAUUGGGCAGCAAUGUACCCUAACCGGGUGAAGCGAGUGGCCGCCGUUUGUGGGUCAGCCAAGCCCAGUGACUUUAACAUUGUCUUUCUUGACAGUCUUGAGGCUGCGCUGCUUGCAGACAAGGAUUGCGAUGUUUCAACAGGAUGGAAGUUACUCGGCCCCUGUCAGCAGGGUUUGAAGGCAUUUGCCCGAAUUUACGCUGGUUGGGGUGUUCCCCGGCAGUUCUACCAGAAGGAGAUUUGGCGAAAGUCCUCCAGGGAUGGCACAGCUUUUAGCAGUCGUGAGGACUUCGUGGCUCGAUCUUACGACAAUGGCUUCGUGAAUUCCAAUCCUUUGAAUCUCUUGGCCCAGGUCAGGACGUGGAGGCAGGGCGAUAUUUCUACAGCGUACGGGAUGCCUAGCAGCUCGACCAUGGCUUCUGUUCUGGGACGGAUUUCAGCGAGGGUCUACCUGAUGCCGUGCACUACAGACUCUUACUUCAGCGCCGCUGAUAUUGAAAAUGAAGGACAGCUGAUCCCAAAUUGUCGCUUCUUGCCCAUUGAGUCUGACUGGGGGCAUCGUGCGGGCGAUCCACAUCGCCCUGGUCAAGAGGCAGACGCAGAUUUCAUUGGGCGCCACGUUAAAGAGCUGCUAGCUGAAGAAGUCGGCAAUAUCGGCGACAGCCGUGUUCUCCUCGGCCGAGCAGAUGGGACCAUGGUGGAAGGUCCAGGCACUGAUGGAGGCUUGACGACUGACCACAAGCCUGAUCAUCCAGUAGAAGUGGAGCGGAUCCAGCGGACAGGUGGUACUGUGCAGACCAUCAUGGGAGUUCCGCGAGUCAAUGGUGACCUUGCAGUAAGUCGUGCUUUUGGAGAUGCACAGCACAAAAAGACGGGCGGUCCCAAGCAGGAAGAUCAUCCUGUUUCUGUGGAGCCAGAAUUUACUACAUUGAGCUGUGAUCGCACUGACUUUCUGAUACUUGUGUGCGAUGGCAUAUCCGAAGGCAACUUUCCCAACCGAGAAGUUGUACAACUAGCAGCCGAAGAGCUGAAGUCCAAAGAACCAGCUCAGGCAGCUGCGUCGGUAUGCCGUAGAGCACUGGAUCGUGGAUCCAUGGACAAUCUCUCCUGUAUGAUAGUAUGCUUUGACGGGAAAACCGAGAAGACGGGGCGCAUCAAGGACUUGGUUCCUGGCCCUUUCACGGAGCCAGCCCAUGGUGGCUUCAGAAAGGCAUACGCGGCGAUGGCAGAACGUGCAGGCGUAUCCCUGGAAGCCGCAGUGGAACGGAGAUAUGACGCUGCCCGAAAGCUGGAUGAAGAAGCUUCCCGUGCGCAUUCCGCCAAGGAAAACGGUGACGCCAAAAGCAAGGAAGAAAAUGGCCAGUCUUUGGCAAAGAUGCUUUGGCCAAUGCGGAGCAUGGAGCAGGGCGAGGAGGGCACUGACGUGGCCCUAAAAGAGCUACGGAGCGAGCUGCAGAACUUUGGGAGUGGGCCUCCUGCAAAGCUCACUGAAGGCAGCAACGAAAGAACCGCGUGGUUCAAAGAGUGGCUUGACGGAACAGAGUUGGAAGGAGGCAAAGACCCAAGCACGAUGACGCGAGAGGAGCUGCUGAGUUGGGCCGAAGAAGAUCCCCAGGUUUUGGCAAUGGCAAAGGCGCAGGGAUGGCUUAGCCAGCGAGCCAUGCGCCGAGUCCGCAUCGUCGAUGCAGAGAAAUUGCGGCCCGCAAUAGAGGCGCACGAAGUGAUCCAAUGGGAUGAUCGCCUCUUAUCGGUGUGCGGCCAGGUUGGGAAGGUUCUUCAGGAUGAUGAGUCCGAUGGCACUUCGCAGGUGAAGUUUCGAGGGAAAGUGUCUGCAAGUGUUUGGUUGCCACUCGAUUGCCUGAUCGAUGAAGAAGACGAUCCGCCAAGAAAGGUUCAAGUGGCCCCCCUGGAAGUUCUCAAAGCUGCAAUCGAAGAGCAUCCAAUGCUGACAUGGAAGGAUGGCAUGGAGAACUUGGCUGACCAGGUUGCUAUUGCCAUAAAGGACGAGCAGGAGUUCCAACUCACGGAAGUCAGGUUCCCGCCGCCACUUAGCUUGAGAAGGUACCUUCCGAAUUCUGUGCUGCAAGAUUUAGAAGGUCCAGUUGGUGAUAUACCGAUCGAAGAGAUCGAUUCGACUGAAUCAGCUUCUGAUAGUGACGACGACAUGAUGAUGGAUCUGGAGGAUGCCGGAGCCCUUCGUGACGCAUACAUCCCGUCAAUGGAGAAAGUAAAAGCGGCUAUUCAGGCCUUCGAAAAUUUUGAGUGGGAGGAGUCUUUAGAGUGGUGCUUGGAGCAGAAGGGAGAGGUCCUGAUGGAUUACCCGUCCGGAUUAUCUUGCCUCCGUGUUGCUGAUGGACUUGUUUGGCUACCCACCUGCGCUUUGGAGGAGAUCAACGACUCUCCAGCUGUGGCCGAGGAGGUGAAGGUGGAACUUGAGUCCCAAGGAGAGGUAAAGGAGGUGAAGCAGAUAGAGGAAAAGACUGCAGAGGAGGAGAAAGAAGCAAAGCGUGCAGAGAUUGCAGCCAGAGUGGCUGCUGCUAAAGCAGAACGUGAGAAGGUGGAGAUAGUGAAAGUGUUCGAAGAAGCGAAAAAGAAAGAGAUCGAAGAGAAAGGAGCGACUUCUCACUACGGAGAGCACCAGGGCAUUACAUGUGAUGCAUGUGCGGUUGUUCCAAUAUUUGGCUACCGCUAUGCUUGCAAAUCCUGUGCGUCGCACGAUGUGUGCGAGUCUUGCUAUGACGCCUGGGCAGGUGGCACAGGAAUUAUGCCAAACAAAUUGGCGAAGCAGACGCUGAGCACACAUCCCGCAGAUCACUGUUUCAAAUUGUACAAGGAUCAGACAUUCAAGUCCGUUGUCAAGCCAGCAGGCGGUGCUUCAGUAAAGUCAGCCCCAAAACUCAAACCGAAUGAUAAUUGUGAUUGCGGAUCAGGAAAGAAGUACAAGAAGUGCUGUAUGAACAACUUGGCAAGCUGA
Molecule: messenger RNA, 4815 nt
Organism: Cladocopium goreaui
Lineage: Eukaryota; Dinophyceae; Suessiales; Symbiodiniaceae
Source: the annotation of a GenBank genome assembly